AUGGCCUUCAGCCCCAGCCUACCUCAAGUUCCAGACUCCGCAGAAGAAAGACAACAACCCUCAGAAUCAGAACACUUAGGAAAGGAUAUGCAGUUUGGAUCGAGGCCAGAACGUCACAAUAUUUGGAAAAGGCUUGCAAGGGUGUUUUCACGGAGAGAAGAAGGUCCAGGAGCCCGGCGAUUACUGCUUUCGCUUCUGCUCCUCACAGUCUGGGAGACUGGGAGCGGCCAGGUUCAUUACUCAGUCCUGGAGGAGGCCAAACACGGCACCUUCGUGGGUCGCAUCGCCCAGGAUUUGGGGCUGGAGCUGGCGGAGCUGGUGCCACGCCUGUUCCGGGUGGCGUCCAAAGGCCACGGGGACCUUCUAGAGGUAAAUCUGCAGAAUGGCAUUUUGUUUGUGAAUUCUCGGAUCGAUCGGGAGGAGCUGUGCGGGCGGAGCGCGGAGUGCAGCAUCCACCUGGAGGUGAUCGUGGACAGGCCGCUGCAGGUUUUCCAUGUGGAGGUGGAGGUGAAAGACAUUAACGACAACCAGCCGGUUUUCCCGGUGGCAUUAAAAAAAUUAUUUAUUUAUGAAUCCCGGCCGCCUGGUUCUCGGAUUCCGCUAGAGGGCGCGUCAGAUGCAGAUAUUGGAGCCAAUUCUCUGUUGACCUACAGUCUUAACUCUAACGAUUAUUUUACCUUGGAUAUUAAAAGAAAUGAUGAUAAUAUUAAAUCCCUUGGACUCGUGUUGAGAAAAGUUUUAGAUCGCGAGGACAUUCCUGAACAUCACUUACUAGUAACGGCAGUUGAUGGUGGGAAACCAGAGCUCACCGGAACUACUCAAGUGAAGAUCACCCUUCUAGAUGUAAACGACAACGCCCCAGAGUUUGAGAGGACUGUCUACAGAGUCAGUUUAUUCGAAAAUGCACCAAACGGUACCCUAGCAGUGAUUGUUAACGCCUCUGAUUUGGAUGAAGGAGUAAAUAAGGACAUUGUAUAUUCUUUCAAUACAGACAUGUCAGCAGAUACUCUUUUGAAAUUCCACUUAGACCCAGUUAGUGGAUACAUCAGUAUAAAAGGUAAUAUAGAUUUCGAGGAGACUAAGUUAUAUGAAAUCCAGGUAGACGCGACAGAUAAAGGAACUCCCCCAAUGACAGGUCACUGCACGGUUCUGGUGGAAAUUUUGGACACCAAUGAUAAUGUACCUGACUUGGUUAUCAAAUCAUUAUCAUUACCUGUAUUAGAAGAUGCUCCCCUCGGCACGGUCAUUGCCCUAAUCAGUGUGUCUGACCGCGACUCUGGUGCCAAUGGGCAGUUGACCUGCACCCU
This is a messenger RNA of Callorhinus ursinus (northern fur seal), 1307 nucleotides long. NCBI's taxonomy places the organism in Eukaryota, Metazoa, Chordata, Mammalia, Carnivora, Otariidae. The record is from RefSeq and is a predicted model, not a curated record.